Messenger RNA from Naegleria gruberi, 2352 nucleotides. RefSeq lists its product as uncharacterized. The transcript has 2 exons. Lineage: Eukaryota; Heterolobosea; Eutetramitea; Acrasida; Naegleriidae. The coding region runs from base 1 to 2352 and encodes 783 amino acids. Gene Ontology annotation, cellular component: cytoplasm; membrane. Gene Ontology annotation, molecular function: 1-phosphatidylinositol 4-kinase activity. Gene Ontology annotation, biological process: phosphatidylinositol-mediated signaling; phosphatidylinositol phosphate biosynthetic process. The record is from RefSeq and is a predicted model, not a curated record.
AUGACCAGCAAACAAAAACAUUACGGAUUGGAUGAUGGCAUUGUUCCUGAAGCUUUUGAACUUCCAUCGAAACAAGAGGUUAUUGUGAUGGAAAAGAAUGGUAAUAUUCAUGAAGUAUUGCCUCCAAAUAUGCUCGAUGGUGAUGAAGUUAAAAGUGUAACGAGUACAACUUCGGAUCAGGUUAACAAGGAAGAGGAAGAAGAAUUUGAAUAUAAACCAGUAACAAAUCUUGUAGAAUAUUUCAGUGAUGAAAACAAUCGUAAACAAAUUGAUGUUGUUCUUCACUGUUUAUCAAAAUUGGAAGAAGAGUCAUCGGAUAAAACAAAGGCUAUGGAACACAACGGAAGAUUUCAGUUUUUGUGUAAUAUUCUCUAUGAUUUGGAUAAAUAUGAGCUUGAAUUCUACAUGUUACAAUUACUAAAUACUUACAUGAUGAAAGCAGGAGAUGGUGAUUCACAUUUGGAACGUUAUAUUCUUGAAAUUUGCGCCAAGUCAAUGCACUUUGGUGUUAAAUUGAGUUGGUUAUUGGAUGCUGAAUUAUAUACAUUGGAAAAUCAUUUGGCACAAACACCAAAUAAUAUCAAAUUAAAGAAGAGAGCACAAAGAGGAAUGAUUUUUAGAAAUUUAAUUGAAAAAGUUACGAUUAAUCAAGUUGUUCCUAUUAAUUAUAUGAAUGACAGUUUCCUGAAUACAUCAAUUCUUCAAGUAGAUGCUGAAUUCACAGAAGACCAAACUGAAGAAGAGAAGAAUAAGCUCUCUACAUAUGUUUUGCAAAAUGUUUUUGCCAAACAAAGAAGAUCCAAUUAUUUUAAUGAUGAACAUUAUUUCGUUCAUUCCCUUACUGAUUUAUCCUAUAGAUUGAAGGCAUAUCCUCCAGGUGAUAUCAGAAAGCAUCGUAUGAAGGCAGAACUUGAACGUUUAAAUCAAUCAAUUCCUUAUGGUGUAUAUUAUCCUUUGUGUGAAUCACGUGAUCCUCACUGUAGAAUUUUGAGAAUUUGUACAGAUGCUUGUCGUGUUUUUAGUACAAAGGAAAGAGUUCCAAUUCUUUGUGUUUUUGAAGUCCUUACAGGUGAUGCACCAUGUACUCAACCUGAAGAUGUUAUUCAAUUUGAUGAAACCACUGAAGAAUUCAAUAUUUAUGAUGGAAUUAUUGUGAAAAAGAAUGGAGAUUGUACAGAUUCACCAGCAACAGAAGAAAGCAGAAUGAUUGAAAGACGUAUCAGCUCAACUUAUCAAUUUGAUGUUACCAUGGAUGAUGAAAAACACAAAAAUGAUAUAUUGGACGAAAUAGAUGCCACUUCAACAAUUUCAGACUCUUCAGACUCUGGUCCUAGAAAAUCUGAUGCUAGCUCUAUCCCUCAAACACCAUCUACCUUCAAGUCAGAGCUCCCAAUUUUACACAUUCCAAAUAUCAAUCAAGAUGAUUUUGUUCUUAUUGAAAAGAAGGAUCCAACCAGAGAUGAAGAAGUUUUACAUGAUUUGGAAUCUGUAUUUGGUGAAAGCUUUGAAAAGAUUAAGGCCAAGUAUAGAGCUGUUUCACCUUAUGGGUGUGCUCCUGGUUGGGACUUGAGAUCUGUAAUUGUAAAAGCUAAUGACGAUAUUAGACAAGAAAUAUUUGCCAUGCAAUUAAUCAAAUUAUUUGCCAGGAUUUUUGAAGAAGAAAAAUUGCCAAUCUAUAUUAGGCCAUAUGAAAUUAUUGUGACAAGUGGAAAUUGUGGUAUGCUUGAAACAGUUCGUGAUACUUGCUCAAUUGAUGGUUUGAAGAAGAAAUUCCCUAACUUUACAAAUCUCAAAGACUAUUUUAUUCGCGUUUAUGGAUCUCCAACAUCUAAUACUUUUAUCAGAGCACAAACAAACUUUGUGGAAAGUGUUGUAGGAUAUUCACUUAUUUCAUAUAUUCUCCAAAUCAAGGACAGACACAAUGGCAAUAUUCUUUUAGAUAGAGAAGGACAUAUGGUACACAUCGAUUUUGGAUUUUUCCUUGGUAUUUCUCCUGGUGGUGUUAAAUUUGAAAAUUCACCAUUCAAACUUCCACAAGAUUGGGUUGAUUUGAUGGGAGAAUUAUUUGAUUUGCACUUUAGACCAGUAUUUUAUGUUGCUUUUGCUGCCUUGAGAAAACCUCGUAACAUGAAUAGAUUAUUGAACUUGGUGGAAAUGAUGAUUGGCGCAAAUUAUAAAUGCUUUGAUGGUAAUCAUGCAAAUAUCAUGAGAGAUUUGAGAAAUAGAUUCUAUCCAAAUCAAUCUGAAGAAGAAUUUGCCAAGACAGCCAGAAAACUUGUAGAUGAUUCCAUAGAUAACUGGUUUACUAAGAGAUAUGAUCAAUAUCAAUACCUUACCAAUGGUAUUUUGUAA